This is a messenger RNA of Jaminaea rosea, 1810 nucleotides long. RefSeq lists its product as hypothetical. Gene Ontology annotation, biological process: vacuole fusion, non-autophagic. Lineage: Eukaryota; Fungi; Basidiomycota; Exobasidiomycetes; Microstromatales. Gene Ontology annotation, cellular component: fungal-type vacuole membrane. The transcript has 2 exons. The record is from RefSeq and is a predicted model, not a curated record. Gene Ontology annotation, molecular function: phospholipid binding. Bases 131 to 1603 code for a protein of 490 amino acids.
CAGGGACAGGGGCUCCACCCAGCCUUCAAUAGCAUCACGCCUUCGCCAUCUUCACUCUUCACUUCUCACUCUUUGACGUCGUCAUCGUUCCCGCCACGCUCGCUGAGCAUUUGUGUUCCGCCCGCCCGCGAUGCCCUCCUCAUCAUCGGCGCCGAUCCCGGGGUCGCCGGCCUUGUCAACCACCUCGACACAAAUUCUGCCUCCUCACCUGCCUCAACAUCUUCGUCCCUCAACGAUCGUAACACGCAAAGACCAGAUCAGCUCCCUCAACGCCUACGAAGGGCUCCUGACCGCCUCAAAAGCCUACACGCAAGCCCUCCUCGCCCUGUCCACCGCGUCGAAUGACUUCGCCUUCGCAUUGCAGGACUGCGCGAGGCUCAAGGGCUCACACAAAGUUGGGCCUCAAUUGCACGCAGCGAGCGGCUUGGAGUUUCUGGUUGCGUCACACAGCAAGCUGUUGGCCGAUGGCUUCUGGAAGGAUUUCUCCAUCCCCUUGCUAGAAGCUUUUGAUUCGCAUCGCGCAGCUGUUGCAGAAAGGCAGAUGGCGCAUGAUAGGGUGAUGGCGGAGCGUUCGAGGGAGUUGCAGGAGUGUGAGGAGAAGCAAUUGAGAGGAGCGGCAAAGAAGAGGGGGAAGGAGAGGGACUUGGGCAGUUUCAGAAAGGCAUUGGAAGAGCUGCAGAGGCUGGUCAAUGGGCUAGACGAGGAGAGAGCAACGCAUUAUGUUGACGUGUUGGGUGCAGAGGAGGAGGAGUGGGAUAGGGUUGCCAAUAGGGUCUCUCACCUCCUGCGUCUUCAAGUCGAAGUACACGAACGCCUCUCUUCGAAACCGCUCAGCGACCCCGUACUUGAACCGAUGCUAUCGGUUAUUCCGGAUCCCUUUGGUGCCUACGCCCAGCCAAACGGCGCCUCCUCCUCCUCCGGUGGCGGCCCAUCAGGCUCAAGCUCCACCGGCGGCCCCGACCAGAUCUUCAGCGUACUGCAACACCCCUCAGACCUUUUAGGCCGCGAUGGCAACGACGAUGUCCUAACUCCCGCGGGCUUGCUAAGCCCACGAGCACCUGCAACGGGCCUGUCCAGACCGCCGCCUAGCUCGAGCAGCUCGACGAAGCAUCGCGACUCGAUCGGCAGCGGAGGCGCAAUGUCGCCUCGCCUAUCCUCAGCCGUAGCACCUGCGCCGGGCGAGGUGUCCUUCGCGGCUUUGGGCCUCACGAGUGCUAGUCACCCGCAGAGCUCAGGCGCGAGCGGGAUAGGCUCGCCGUUGUUCGGGAGCGAGGACGGUUCAGAGGAUGGGGAGAGGGGGCAAGGGGAAGAGACGAUGACGACGAGUAACGACGCCGACCCGACGACGCCCACGCGCAAGUCACACAGCCUCGCAGCUUCCGAUCAGAAUCGAGCAGGCGGCUCCUUCGUUGCAGGAGGGGCAGGGCUUGGCCGCCGUCUGAGGAAGGCGUUGAGCAUCAUAGAUGAUGAAGAGAAGAGUCGCAGGCAAAGCAGUGGAGCGUAUGGUGGAAGUCCUGUGCAUGCCGAGGAGCGUGAGGAGGGGGCGCAGGACCCUGAUGUCAGUGGAGAGCAGAGCGAGGAUAAGCACAGCCGGGAUGAGUAGGUCAGGCAGCCCGGACGACUCGGCGACAACCUCUUGAUGACCGCGACGACGAUCUUGUUGUACCAUUUCUUUGACUAUCGUUACAUUACGUCGAUCUUCGAUCAGCAUGUGCGAAAUGCGGCUGCCACUUGACUACCUCACAUGCAUCGCAAGAUGCCCGGCGACCUCUUCUGACCCAGACAAUCAACGCGACGCGCUCGAGGGACU